GAAAACGGUAGAAAACAAAAGAUCAUCCCUUUGUCAUGAAACUGAAAUAUGUCAAAAUUUUUGUGAAUUUUUAAUGUCCAACACAUUUUCCAACACAAAAUUGAAAAUGGCGAAACAACAAGAAUUUUGGGAAACUCUCAAAUUAAAGUAUGAAGAAAAAAAUCGCACUCUUCAACAAAAAGAACAAGAAUUACGCCUCAAAUUAGAAGCAAUGGAUGCAAUAAUUUCCAAAAAUGAAAAACCCAAAGACACACUUUCGUUAAAAGAAGCCGAACACAUUUUUGGAGCUUGUACUUGUCCACCACCACAAGACAAAGGCGGAUUUUUCAAAUGUGUUUUUUCGAUUUUUGGCUCUUCUAAACCAAAAAACACCCCCCCAACCCCAUCACCAACCCCAACAAGCCAGUCAUCCCCUCGUGCUCCUCAAGAUGUCCCAACAAAGGAAAUCACAGGAUCACAAUGCAUCAGAAGUGAAAGGGUAACAGCAAGAACUGUCAUUGACCAAAGUAGAAAUGAAAAUUGUAUGUGCAAUCCUUGUCAACUAGACCAUCCUCCUGAAGGAAGCCCCAAAUACCCCAAAUCAGGUACCAAAGACUGCAAUUGUAGCAUUUGCAGCAGUAGUUUCUCGUCAAUGGUACCAACAGACCUGAAAAAUGAAGGCUGUAAUUGUGACAUUUCAAACGUCGAUGACUGUAUUUGCACACAAGAAGAACCAAAAGCUUCACCACCAAAUGGAGGUCUAAGUCUUGGUUCCCCAAGCAAAUUAUCCCUGAAAUCAAUGGAUCUUUUUUACAUUCAAAACAUUCAUGAUUUAGCCUCACAACAGAAGAAAUUGCUACAUGAUAUUAAAGAUUUAGAACAAAAAAAUAAAAUCUAUGAUGAUGUUUUCGACCAAUACAAGAACAUUGAUUUCUCCACGAAAGUACCUCAAGCUUCGGCUUGUUGCCCUUGCAACGACUCUUCUCCCUCCCAAUCUGAUCAAAAAACCAACGCUGAGUUAAAAUUAGAAAACUUCUUACUGAAAAACGAACUGAAAGAUAUGAGAUUGGAAGUUCGUCAGUACUUAGAACGAAUGGAAGGCCCCAUGCAAUUUAAAAUCGAAACUGAACGAUACAAAUGUUUCCAAUUGGAGCAAAAACUAGAAGAAGCCCAAAAAGAACAAGCCCAACUUCAAGAAUUCUACCAAAAAGAAAUCAACUCUCUUAAAAUGCAAUUAUGUACCGCAAACACCAACAUCUACAAUUUAACAACUACAAAUGAACAACUUGUUGAAACACUUCAAGCAUUCCAAAACAAAUGUGCAAAACUAGAAGAAGACUUAAUUCGGCAGAAAAUCAGCGAAGCUGAAACAAUUAAAAGUCUUCAAGAUGCUUUAAAUGCCCAAAUCAAUGCAAAUGUGCAAAAGGACGAAUGUGAUUUACAUCAAAUUGCGAGAGAAUUGAGCAAAAUUCUAAAAGAGUGUGAACCAUGUGGGGAAUGUCUUUCACUUCCGGAGGAUUUAACAGCUGCGGCGAAAUUACUCAAGAGUCUCACUGAUAUCAUUGAAAAUAAGAUUCCAAAAGAAGAGGAACAAACUAGACCAUUAACAAAUAAAGUUGGUACUGAAGCUGCAGAAGAACCAAUGAAAGGGGUUGAUCCGGUGGAAUUGCUAAUGACUCAAGCAGAAACUGGUGCUGUUCCGGUUGAAGAAGACGUUGCACCAGGUGAGCCAGAUGAAGGAAAAGUUGCACCAAGUGAGUCACAAAAUGAAGAAAAUAUUUCCCCACCAGUUAAACCCGAGUCAAGGAAGAGUAGUUUGGAAGAAAAAUCUCAAAAAAGUGUUGUAAUUACUGAACCUAUAGCAUUCGUAGCCGAAGAGGAGCCUCCUGACACUCCCAACCAACCAACAAAAUCAAAAACUUCUUGUAAAUGUGUCAAGUCGAAAAAAUCAUCAGAAGUUGAUCAAAUUUGGCCCAAAUCUGAAGGGCCUGUUGUAAUGAAAGACAGCAGUGUAAUGGAAACGGCAGUAGUACCAACUAAAAAGAAAUGUAAUUGUCAUGUAACUAAAAAAUCACCACAAGUUACACCAACUGCUAGUAAAAAAUCUUGUAAAUGUAACAAGAAAUCAUCAGGACAUGCUGGAGAACCUGCUGGUCAGACUGUCGCCGUGGCAGGUCCUGUAUGGCCAUCGACUUCAGAACGUUUCAAACUUGCACAUCAAGUGGUCGCUUCAAGAAGUAAAGAACUGUUGAAAUCUGAAACUUCAGUCAAAUGUUUGAAAGUGAAAGAGAACUUUCCUUUUGACAUUGAUACUCAAGUUGAUGUGUUGAAUAGACCUCCAGAUGGUGUUCAUGUCACUACAACUAUUACUAAUUCUGGUACUUUAGAAGUGAUUACUGAAGGACCAGAAGGUGUGAUUGAAACAACUCUAAUUUACACUAAUUCCGGAAAUGUGGAAGUGGUUACUGAAAUUCAGGAGUAUAAAGGAAAAGGGAAAACUUGUAACAGAAAUAGAAUCAAAACACCAGCUGUUGGAGGAGGAGGAGGAGGAGGAGCUUUGGCGAUUGAAGCUCCAGUUGAUGAAACUCCAGUUUCAAGUUCAGUCUCAGAACCGGGGAAACCCUCCACUGGUGAUACAACGACUAUUGAUGCGUCAAAAAGUGGCCCAAUUAUCAACCCCAACUGUCAAUGUAAACAAUGUCCAGUUUUGGAAUUAAUGGGGGCUAAAACGGGGGAAGAAGUAGUCAAAAAUGAAAUUCUUGAUCAGCAGAUAUCACAAACACCAAGAGUUGAAGAUGUUCCUGAAACGCCAACUGAAACAGCACCCGUAGUUGAAGAUGUUCCUGAAACUCCUGAAAAUAUUGUUGCGACAAUUGAAGCAACUCAGGUUGAGACUGAGGGUGCUGCUGAUGUGCCUGAUUCCCAGGUUGUGAAGAGUUUGUCUUUGUCUUUGCAUGUGGAAAAUGAGAGCAAUCUUGAAAAGAUAACACCAAAUGAAGAACCCAACGAAUCUUAAUAAAAUUAGAGUGUUCAUAGUUUGUUGUAUUAAAUAAUGAAUGUUUUUUCAAUACAAUUUCUAUUUAUUUA
This is a messenger RNA of Tribolium madens (black flour beetle), 3066 nucleotides long. RefSeq lists its product as uncharacterized. The transcript is spliced from 4 exons. Bases 74 to 2995 code for a protein of 973 amino acids. Lineage: Eukaryota; Metazoa; Arthropoda; Insecta; Coleoptera; Tenebrionidae. The record is from RefSeq and is a predicted model, not a curated record.